Messenger RNA from Saccharomycodes ludwigii, 5238 nucleotides. It is a transcript of the gene SNF2, whose product is annotated as SWI/SNF catalytic subunit SNF2. Bases 1 to 5238 code for a protein of 1745 amino acids. The record is from RefSeq and is a predicted model, not a curated record. The transcript has 2 exons. Gene Ontology annotation, biological process: positive regulation of transcription by RNA polymerase II. Gene Ontology annotation, molecular function: histone binding; ATP-dependent chromatin remodeler activity; ATP binding. Gene Ontology annotation, cellular component: nucleus. Lineage: Eukaryota; Fungi; Ascomycota; Saccharomycetes; Saccharomycodales; Saccharomycodaceae.
AUGGAUUUUCCUACACCGCAAAGACAACUUACAAGAGAGGAAAUUAAUAGAUGUUUCCUAAGAUGGCAACAUUUGAGAAAUGAACAUGGACAAAAUGCACAAAAUAUACCAGAAUUCAUUUAUUAUUCAAAUGUUUUAAGAGUAGCUGCCAAACAACAACAGCAGCAACAGCAACAGCAACAGCAACAGCAACAGCAACAACAACAGCAACAACAGCAACAACAGCAACAACAGCAACAACAGCAACAACAGCAACAGCAGCAACAACAGCAGCAACUACAACAACAACAACAACAACUACAACUGCAACAACAACAACAACAAUAUGACUUAAAUGCAGGUAUAGCAACGUCACCUACCUCUUCUAUUGCCGGUACUAAUACACCAAACAAUAAUUUUAUUAAUAACCAGGCAACAUCAAAUUUUAACUCCAAUUUUUCCUCCGGUGUUCAAAAUUCCUUGCAUCAACAGACAAACUCCUUUAUUAAUAAUAAGAGUGGCACUAGUUCUGCUGCUAAUUCUUCUGUACAACAAAAUAGUCCAAAUAACAACAUCAGUAAUAAUAAUGUUUUGCCUCAGCAAAGAAUGAUGACAAAUAGCAAUUCACCGACAUCCAAUUUAAGCAACAUUUCUACACCAAAAAGUAACACUCCAUUAAAUAAUGGAACAGGACUUAACAAUGGCAAUUCAGUCGGUAUUAAUUCCACCACUGGUUCUAUUUUUUCCCCUUCACAAACAACUCUUUUAAAGGCUCAAAUUGCUGCAAUGAAAUGUAUGCUAGCUAAACAAGCGGUUCCUAAAGAUGUCCAAAAUAUAAUUAGUAGCUCUUUAACCAAAGCACCUAACUAUAACGAGAUUCUAGUAAAAUUAGGUCGAUCUUUGCAAGUCAAAAAACAACAACUUCAACAGCAACAUCAGAGCACACAACAGUCAAAUACCAACAAUACUCCUGCGUUUGUACCUAGUAAUAAUAAUUUAAGUACUUCUACUUAUACCAAUAACAAUAAUAUGCAGGUUCCUGGUCCACGUGCCCCCACUCAAGAAGAGCUAGAUUUACAACGAAAGAAAAAACAAGAAUUGGAAAUUUUAGAGAAAAAAAGACAACAACGAUUAGAGGAGGAACGAAGAAAGAAAGAAGAAGAAUUAAAAAGGAGAGAAGAAGAAUUAAAAAGGAAGAGAGAGGAAGAAGAGGUUUCUAGGAAAAAACAAGAAGAAGAAGAAAGGAAAAAAAAGGAGCAAGCAGAGGAGGAAAAGAAAAGAAAAAAGCAGGAGGAGGAGGAGGAAAGGAAGAGGAAGAUUAGGAGAGAGAUGCCUCAACCAAUAAACAAAUUUAAAGAAUCGAAUCCAACUAUUCAAAAAAUUAUAAAUGUUAAUAAUCCAAAUUUAAAAGUCGAAUCCUAUACUUUACCUGAAAGUUACCCUGGGCAAGUUCUAGUUCCAUACAAAGAUUUGUUUAACAAUAAAGCUAAAAUAAUACCUAGUCUUUUACCGCCUGGUAUUGAUGUACAUUCUGCUUUGGAAGUUUAUCAAACGUUAGUCGCAUUAAAUGUAGAUACUGAGAUAAAUAACAUACUUUUGGAAGUUUUAAAAUGCGACACUUCAAAUGCUGAUUAUGAAUUGGCCGAAAAAAAAUUAAUCUGUGAAUAUAAUGCAUUACAACUGUUGCCGCUACAAAAGGCUAUGAGAGGCCAUAUUUUACAAUUUGAAUGGUUCCAAAGAACUUUAGUUUCCAACACACAUCCAAAUUUCUUAUCUAAAGUGCGUAAAGUCAAUAUUGCAGAUGUUAGUUUAACCGAUGAUUUGUUCACUAGGCACGAAGUUUUACAACUUGAGCGCAUUAGACAGAAACAAUCGGCCCAAUUGGAAGCCAUAACCGAUAGUUGUGCUUUGCAACACAAACAAAAGCAAGACAGAAGGAACAGGAGAAUGAAGUUUGGUCAUAAGAUUUCAUCAUUGCAUAAUAGCAUUGAAAAAGAAGAACAAAAGAGAAUUGAAAGAAAUGCUAAACGCCGUUUGCAAGCCUUGAAAGCGAAUGAUGAAGAGGCGUACAUUAAAUUAUUGGAUCAAACUAAAGAUACUAGAAUUACACAAUUAUUAAAACAAACUAAUUCAUUUUUGGACUCAUUGACCAAAGCCGUCAAAAAUCAACAAGAGCAUACCAGGAGUAAAAUUGAACAACAUCUAGAGGAGGAGGAGGAGGAUGAAACCAAUAUUAAUAGCAAAAAGGAACUGUUACAUCUGGAUAGACAGGGCGAUACUCAGCUAACUAAUAACGGGGUUAGUGAUGGUAAUGAUGAUGACGAUGAUGAUAUUGAUUAUUAUAGUGUUGCUCAUAAAAUUAAAGAAGAGGUUAAACAACAACCAUCUAUAUUGGUUGGUGGCACUUUGAAAGAUUACCAAUUGAAAGGUUUACAGUGGAUGGUAUCAUUGUUUAAUAACCAUUUAAAUGGUAUUUUGGCUGACGAGAUGGGUUUGGGUAAAACUAUUCAAACGAUCUCGCUUCUAACUUAUUUAUAUGAAACAAAACGUAUUCAUGGUCCAUUUUUGGUUAUUGUUCCAUUGUCCACUUUAACAAAUUGGAACGCUGAAUUUGAUAGAUGGGCUCCUGUUUUAAGGAAAAUUGCCUAUAAGGGAACACCGAAUGAACGUAAAUCAUUACAAAAGCAAAUCAAAUCUGGCGAAUUUGAUGUUGUUCUUACCACAUUUGAAUAUAUCAUUAGAGAGAAAAAUUUGCUAUCCAAAAUUAAGUGGGUGCAUAUGAUUAUUGAUGAAGGUCAUAGAAUGAAAAAUGCACAAUCCAAACUAUCUUUGACUUUGAACACAUAUUAUCAUACAGAUUACAGGUUGAUUUUAACCGGGACACCUCUACAAAAUAAUUUACCCGAAUUAUGGGCCUUGUUGAACUUUGUUUUACCCAAGAUUUUCAAUAGUGUUAAAUCCUUUGAUGAAUGGUUUAACACACCUUUUGAUAACACUGGUAGCCAAGAUAGACUUGAGCUAAGUGAAGAAGAAACGUUGUUAGUUAUUAGAAGGCUACAUAAAGUCUUGCGUCCAUUUUUGUUGCGUCGUUUGAAAAAAGAUGUGGAGAAGGAAUUGCCCCAAAAAGUGGAGAAAGUUUUGAAAUGUAGAAUGAGUGCUUUGCAACAGAAAUUGUACGAACAAAUGUUAAAGUAUCGUAAAUUAUUUGUUACCGAAGAACAAGAUGAAAAAAAACAGAAAAAGAAGAUGGUCGGUUCUCGAGGAUUUAAUAACCAAAUUAUGCAAUUGAAAAAGAUUUGUAAUCAUCCCUUUGUCUUUGACGAAGUUGAAGAUACUAUUAAUCCAAGCAGAGAAACUAACGAUGAAAUUUGGCGUGUUGCUGGUAAAUUUGAAUUGUUACAAAGGGUAUUGCCAAAAUUUAAAGCUACCGGUCAUAGAGUUUUGUUAUUUUUCCAGAUGACUCAAAUUAUGAAUAUCAUGGAAGAUUUCUUACGGCUAAUGGGAUUGAAAUAUCUAAGGUUAGAUGGUCAGACCAAAGCUGACGACCGUACCAUAUUAUUAAAUCUGUUUAACGAGCCAAAUUCCGAAUAUUUUUGUUUCUUAUUGUCAACAAGAGCUGGUGGGCUAGGUUUAAAUUUACAGACUGCAGAUACAGUAAUUAUUUUUGACACUGACUGGAAUCCUCAUCAGGAUUUGCAGGCACAAGAUAGAGCGCAUAGAAUUGGCCAAAAAAAUGAGGUUCGUAUUUUAAGAUUGAUUACUCAGAAUUCCGUAGAAGAGGCUAUUUUAGAGAGAGCGUAUAAAAAAUUGGAUAUUGAUGGUAAAGUUAUUCAAGCUGGUAAAUUUGACAACAAAUCUACUGCUGAAGAGCAAGAAGCCAUUUUGAGGUCUUUAUUGGAUGCUGAAGAAGAACGUAAACGUAAAAGCGCGCUGGGGAUAGAUGAAGAUGAUGAGUUUGAUGAUUCUGAAUUGAACACAAUUUUAGCUCGUAGUGAUAAAGAGAUUGAAGUGUUUCAAAAAUUGGAUGAUGAAAGAGCGAAAACUGAUAUCGAGCAUGGCAUUACUACAAGGUUGAUGGGUGAAUCUGAACUACCAGAAGUCUAUCAUAAAGAUAUUGAGGCAGAAAUGCAAAAGGAAGAGAUGGAAGAAAUUGAAGCGGCUGGCAGAGGUAAUAGAGAACGUAAAAAGACCAAUUAUGCUGAAGAUAUAACUGAAGAUCAAUGGUUAAAACAAUUUGAAGUCAGUGAUAAUGAUGAUGAUGGUAGUGGUGGUGGUGGUGGUGGUGGUGCUAUUGCUAGUGCUGGUAACGAUAAUAAGGUUUAUGGACAGACUGAAGCUGGCUCCCCUGAAGUUGCUGAUGGGGGCAUAACCAAAGGCGAAGAAACCCUCGAUCAUGUUGCGAUAAAAAAGGAAAAAGAAGGUACAAUUGAAAUUAAGGAAAAUAAUGUCGCGACGGUUUCUGAAAAAUUUGAUGCAAAGGUCAAUGACCAUUUAUUUGCCUCUGGCGAAACACAAGUUUCUGCUGAACAUGAUGUUGUUGUUGAUGACGAUGGUGAUGAGGAUAGUGGUGAUGAUGAUGAUGAUGAUUUUCAACUUGGUCCAAAAAGGAAGGGACCAAAGAGAAAGAGGAUGCAAGCAAGGAAAAAAGUAAAAUUUUCAAGCAAAGUUGAAGAUAAAAUUGAUACAAGAGCAUCCAGCCCAACACCAUUGGCUACUGUGAAAAAGCAAAUAGAUAAUAUCAUUAUCGAAGAACCUGCGCCUCAGCGUCGUCGUGGACGUCCACCAAAAAAUAAGACGGGUAAGAUAUUUAUGCGUAGUCCUCAAUUGUGUACAAAAUCCAAGGAAGAAAGAGAAGUUGUUGCAAAAGACGCUUUAAUUUUGUACAACUUUGCCUUGGAAUAUAAGAAUGAGGAACAAGAUAGAAGGUUAUCUGAUGCAUUUUUGAGUAAGCCCUCUAAAAAUAUUUACCCUGAUUAUUAUAGGAUCAUUAGGUUUCCUAUAGCGUUUGAUACGAUUGAGAACCAUAUUAAGGAUUUUGCCUAUGAUAGUUUGUCACAAAUGUUAGAAGAUUUACAUUUAAUGUUUUCUAAUGCAAAAGUUUAUAAUGCUGAAGGUUCUAUAAUUUACAAUGAUGCAAAUGAACUGGAGACUGUGAUACAAAAAAAAUUUACUGAAAUAACUGGUGAGGAUGUUGGAAACAUGGAUUUUAGUGUUUUCAAUGACUAUUUUUUGACUAAACCAUUGAAGAUAACCAUGUAG